AUGUCAGAAACUCCAAAGCCCAGCGUGAGUUAUAAUGACUCUCUGAAGAUGGUCCACAACCCCGAUGGCAGCGUCACCAGGCUCACCCUCUUCCCCAUCACCUCUGCAUCACCUAACCCUGAUCAAUACACCACCCACACGAGUCCGUUCCUCUCCAAGGACAUCACCAUCAACACACAGAAGAACAUCUGGGUCAGAGUCUUCCUCCCACGCCAAGCCCUCGAAAACAACGCCACAACCUCCAAGCUGCCCCUCAUCGUUUACUUCCAUGGCGGUGGUUUCAUUACUUGCAGCGCCAACACCAGCGUUUUUCAUGAUCUCUGCGCCGGCAUGGCAACGGAUCUCAGUGCGGUUGUCGUCUCCCUAGAGUACCGCCUUGCGCCAGAGUAUCGGCUGCCAGCAGCCUAUGACGAUGCGGAGGAGGCGUUGCACUGGAUCAAGAGCACAGACGAGCCCUGGGUGAUGAAGUACGCUGACACAUCAUGUUGUUUUCUCAUGGGCAGUAGUGCAGGAGGGAACAUGGCGUACUUUGCCGGUGUACGCGUGGCUGGGGCGGUUGAGGAAUUCAAGCCCUUGAGGAUUAAAGGGUUGAUAAUGCACCAUCCAUUUUUCGGAGGGAUGAAGAGGAGUGGGUCAGAGGUGAGGUCGGAAAAUGACACCAUACUAUCUCUGUCUGCCACUGAUCUGAUGUGGGAAUUGGCAUUGCCGGAGGGCGCUGACCGUGACCAUGAGUAUAGCAAUCCGAUGGUGGAGAAAGGAGCAGAGCAGUGUGAGAAGAUCGGAAGGUUGGGGUGGAAGGUGCUGGUGACAGGUUGUGAGGGGGAUCUGUUGCUUGACAGGCAGAAGGAAUGGGUUGAAAUGGCAAAGAAGAAGGGAGUAGCAGUGGACUCAUCUUUCGUUGAGGGAGGUUUUCAUGUGAUAGAGCUGGUAGACGCAUCCAAAGCUAAGGCCAUGUUUCGGUUAAUCAACAAAUUCAUGCUUUCUUAG
Messenger RNA from Vitis vinifera (wine grape), 987 nucleotides. RefSeq names its product probable carboxylesterase 120. Lineage: Eukaryota; Viridiplantae; Streptophyta; Magnoliopsida; Vitales; Vitaceae. The record is from RefSeq and is a predicted model, not a curated record. Gene Ontology annotation, molecular function: hydrolase activity. The transcript has a single exon. The coding region runs from base 1 to 987 and encodes 328 amino acids.